This is a messenger RNA of Rotaria socialis, 1089 nucleotides long. Lineage: Eukaryota; Metazoa; Rotifera; Eurotatoria; Philodinida; Philodinidae. The record is from the annotation of a GenBank genome assembly.
AUGCUUAAUUUAAUAUCUUUUUCACCAUCGAACUUCAGUCGAUAUGUUUCACAAGUGGAAUUAUGUGUCGAUGAACCUAAUGAUAAUAAUGAAUGGACAAAACCACCAUCGCCAUCGCCAACAACUAAUGAUAAACCAUCAUUUAUAUCUAUAACAACGACAGCAACACCACCACCGUCAUCAAUAAUAGAAGGAAAUAUUUCACCAAACGUAACAAUAUCUGCAAUUGCCAUUGAAGACAACGUUGAUUCAAUACCAUUUGUUCAACAUGGACCAGGUCCCAUACAACGUCCAACUAGACCUACAAAUCUGCCAACACAACAAUCACGAUCAUCUCCAUAUUUUAUAAAUUCUAUUCAAUCACCUGAAACACCUGAUGUAAUUGGUCAAAUCUAUCGUUUCUUGGAUCAUCAAAACAGUGCAACACCAACAGUAUCAUCAACACCAAAUGCUAACGAUUCGUCGGUACCAAUAAAUGAUUUAGCAACACCUAAUAUGGCUUGGACCACAUUUUUACCAUCAACGUGGGCAUCAAAAUAUGAAUCAUCGUGGCCAUCAACAAGUAUUCAAAGUCCAGCAGCAUCAUUAACAACACAAGUACAAAAUCCAUUUGCACUUAUGACAUCACUCAAUAAUCAACCACAACAAUCAACAAGAGAAGACUCAUCUGUUUGGUCAGCAAUUGGAGGUGCAUCAACACCACGUUCAAUGUCAUCAAGUUUACGUACACAACGUAUUUCAGAAUGGAAUGAAUUCUUUUCAGCCACUGUACCUUCAUCUACAGAAUCAACAAAAUCAACAAAUAGUUCUUGGUUAAAAUUUUGGUCUGCACCUGAUCCGUCAACUUCUGAUGGUGUAUCAUCAAAUGGACAUGAAAUCGAACCAAAUAAUGCAUUUUGGAGUUUAGGCACGUUAACCAAUGAACCAGUGAUUCCUUCGACAGCAACAAAUCAACAGCAAAGAUCGCCAUCUACUUGGUGGCCAAAUAAUGCAUCCUCUGACGAAAACAAUAAUAAUAGUCAAAUAAAUCAUUUAAAUGAUGAUACAAUAAAUAAUCGUGAUCGAUCUCGAUGGGAUUUUGCUCGUUAA